CCGAACCCGUCGCCGUUAUCCCACCACUUGCGGUCUACGCAACGCCUCUUUAAUCUCCUCUCUAGUCGAACUGAGCUUGAUCAUCCGCUGUGCGCUGAAUGCACGGAUAUUCUGUUGACGAACUUGACACGGCAGCUAGAAGAGACGAAGAAAGAGAGGGACGGUUACAUUGCGUUUGAAAAAGAUGUGCGCAAGGAAAAAGAGCGCGAAGGGGAAGGCAUGAGUAAAGAAGAGGCAGAGCACAAAAUUCUCAGACUCAAGGAGGAGGAGCGCUUGGCAGUCGAGAAGCUCCAGGCCGCCGAGCGGGAAAGAGAACAAUUAGCCGAGGAGUUACGAGCCCUCGAGUUGGAGGAGAAAGUGCUAGAGGAAGAAGAGGCUGAGUUCUGGCGCGUGCACAAUGCACAUCUGCUCAAAUCCGCAGAACAAGCCUCACAACUCGCCGCUCUUCGGGCGGCGUACGCUGCGGAUUCUGCUACCCUUGAGAAGCUCGAGCGGACAAAUGUCUACAACGACGCUUUCUGCAUCGGUCAUGAAGGUGUGUUCGGCACAAUCAAUGGCCUCAGGCUUGGUCGAGUGCCUGGCGUUCCGGUAGAAUGGGCAGAAAUCAAUGCUGCUUGGGGCCAGACGCUGCUUCUGCUCUAUACUAUUGCCAGGAAGCUCGAUUUCACGUUCGAGAACUACCACUUGAUUCCCAUGGGCUCCUUCUCCCGCAUCGAGAGAACCACUGGAGACAAGGCGACGUAUGAGCUGUACGGCUCCGGCGACCUGCAUCUCGGACGUUUACUACACAACCGACGUUUCGAUUUUGCCAUGGUUGCGUUCCUGGACUGCUUGAAGCAAUUGGUCGACUAUGUCAAGUCGCAAGAUGCUCAGGUCGAUUUCCCACAUCAGAUUCUCAAAGACAAGAUAGGCGAAGCUUCGGUUAAGCUACAAUUCAGCCAGGAAGAGGCAUGGACCCGUGCUCUGCGGCAUGUAUUACUCGCUCUCAAAAUCCUUUUGAAAUGGACGACGAAU
Molecule: messenger RNA, 1014 nt
Organism: Postia placenta MAD-698-R-SB12
Lineage: Eukaryota; Fungi; Basidiomycota; Agaricomycetes; Polyporales; Adustoporiaceae
Exons: 5
Biological process (GO): autophagosome assembly; late endosome to vacuole transport; autophagy
Cellular component (GO): phosphatidylinositol 3-kinase complex, class III, type I; phosphatidylinositol 3-kinase complex, class III, type II; phagophore assembly site
Source: RefSeq, a predicted model, not a curated record